Messenger RNA from Herpailurus yagouaroundi (jaguarundi), 933 nucleotides. RefSeq names its product olfactory receptor 10J1-like. The coding region runs from base 1 to 933 and encodes 310 amino acids. Gene Ontology annotation, molecular function: olfactory receptor activity; G protein-coupled receptor activity. Lineage: Eukaryota; Metazoa; Chordata; Mammalia; Carnivora; Felidae. Gene Ontology annotation, biological process: G protein-coupled receptor signaling pathway. The record is from RefSeq and is a predicted model, not a curated record. Gene Ontology annotation, cellular component: membrane. The transcript has a single exon.
AUGAAGACAGCCAAUCACACAGGGGUGAGGGGGUUUGUUUUCCAAGGUUUCUCCAACUUCCGAGAACAUCAACUCAUACUGUUUGCCGUGUUUCUAACCCUGUACCUCUUAACUCUGGCCGGCAAUGUCAUCAUUGUGACUAUUAUCCGUGUUGACCACCACCUCCACACCCCCAUGUACUUCUUUCUAAGUGUUCUCUCCACAUCAGAGAUGUGCUAUUCCCUGGUCAUCAUCCCACGCAUGCUUUCCGGCCUCGUGGGUCUGAGCCAGUCCAUCUCCCUGGUGGGCUGUGGGACUCAGCUCUUUUUCUUCCUCGGCUUUGCCAUCACCAACUGCCUCCUGCUAGCAGUCAUGGGGUUUGAUCGCUACGUGGCCAUCUGCAACCCACUUCGUUACUCAAUCGUCAUGAGUUGGAGGGCCUGUACGAUUCUGGCGUCCUCGGUCUGUGCCUCGGGGUUCUUGCUCUCUCUGGUUCAGGCUGCGGCCAUUUUCCGACUGCCUUUCUGUAACUCACUGAUUGAGCACUUCUUCUGUGAUGUUCGACCUGUGUUGGAUUUAGCCUGUGUUACUCCAAUCGUUAAUGAUAUCUUGACCUUAACUAUAAGCCUCUUGGCCAUCACAGCCCCUGCCACUUUCCUCCUCAUCUCCUACGUCCUCAUCAUCUCCACCAUCCUCAAGAUUGCCUCAGCUGAGGGCAGGAAGAAAGCCUUUGCCACUUGCUCCUCCCACCUCACGGUGGUCAUUAUCCACUAUGGCUGUGCUUCUAUUGCCUACUUCAAGCCCAAGUCAGAGAACACCAAGGAUCAGGACCAGUUAAUCUCAGUGACCUACACUGUGAUAACACCAUUGCUGAACCCUGUUGUGUACAGUCUGAGAAACAAAGAAGUCCAGGAUGCUCUGAGGAGAGUGGUGGGGAGGAAAUCCCUUCCCUAA